Zasmidium cellare ATCC 36951 is the source of this 552-nucleotide messenger RNA. RefSeq lists its product as uncharacterized. Lineage: Eukaryota; Fungi; Ascomycota; Dothideomycetes; Mycosphaerellales; Mycosphaerellaceae. Bases 1 to 552 code for a protein of 183 amino acids. The record is from RefSeq and is a predicted model, not a curated record. The transcript has 2 exons.
AUGAGCCAGACCGUCUUCAUCCUCAAAGUCCCAUUGGUACCUUCAAUACCACUGAUCACACCACACCAACCCUCAGCGCCUGGCAAUCUUUUGCGCGCAUCGACUUACCUCUCAUAUCUACCUAAACCCUACGCAGUCCCCAAAACCACCAACGCACCUCAAAUGGCCACAACGAUCAUAACCGCCCCGCAACACCCAAACACCUUCACCUACAUCCAAUACACAGUCACAACCAUAACCGCGAGCCCAAUCCCCUCCCUCGCCGCAACCCUCACAGUCGGCAUGUCAGGCCAAGCCAACGGCACCAAGACCACGACCUCCGAGAUCCUCACGUGCACGCCGUCUUGUAUCCAGCUGGACUCGGAGGGAAGAUGUAUUCAGAUGCAGGGGUGUGAAUUGAAGAGUUUGAGACCGGAGGGGUUCGUGCAGCAUGGGGAGGUGACGAAGAAGAGUGCGGCGGGCAGGCUUUGGAGGGAUCCUGGGGCGAGGAUGGCGGUUGCGGUGUUGGGCGUUAGUUGGGUUGUUGGCGCGGCGAUGCUGAGUGUGUUUUGA